Messenger RNA from Fulmarus glacialis (Northern fulmar), 760 nucleotides. It is a transcript of the gene MMP7, whose product is annotated as matrix metallopeptidase 7 (matrilysin, uterine). Gene Ontology annotation, cellular component: extracellular matrix. The record is from RefSeq and is a predicted model, not a curated record. Gene Ontology annotation, molecular function: zinc ion binding; metalloendopeptidase activity. The transcript has 5 exons. Gene Ontology annotation, biological process: collagen catabolic process; proteolysis; extracellular matrix organization. The annotation marks the transcript as partial. NCBI's taxonomy places the organism in Eukaryota, Metazoa, Chordata, Aves, Procellariiformes, Procellariidae.
AUGCAAUACCUCCUACUUUGUGCUGCCAUCCUCCUACCUGAGAGUCUUGCUUUUCCAGCACGAGAAUCAUGGGGCAACACAGCCUUUGAGAAUGCAAAGGCAUAUCUUGAUAAAUUCUUUCCACUUUUUACAAAAACACAAAGCCUAAGCUUAGAAGACAGGAUUAAAGAAAUGCAGAGGUUUUUCCACCUGACUGUAACUGGAAAAUUAAAUGCAGAAACAGAAGAAACAAUGAAACAGCCCAGAUGUGGAGUCCCCGAUAUAGCAGACUACAAAAUAUUUCCUGGAAAUCCAAGAUGGAAAAAGACACAUUUGACUUACAAAAUUUUCAAUUAUACACCUGAUCUACCCCGAAAGAAAGUGGAUGAUGCAAUUAGAAGGGCUUUUAUGGUAUGGAGUGAUGUGACUCCACUGCAGUUCCAAAGAGUAUUCAAGGGACAUGCAGACAUUGUGAUUGGAUUUGCGCGUCAUGAGCACGGUGAUGGAUAUCCUUUUGACGGAAGAGGUAACACACUAGCUCAUGCGUUUGCACCUGGAGAAGGGCUUGGUGGAGAUGCUCAUUUUGAUGAUGAUGAAAGGUGGUCAGAGUCCAAUCGAGAAGUUAAUUUGUUUCUUGUUGCUGCUCACGAAUUUGGCCAUUCUUUGGGACUUGCUCAUUCAAAUGUCCGUGAAGCUCUCAUGUACCCUAUCUACACAUAUGUGAACCCAGCAACCUUCAGACUUUCAGAGGACGAUAGGCGAGGAAUUCAGAAGUUAUACG